AAACCCUUUACAUGAAACGCGCUAAAAUAUGACUGUAGAGUAUCCGUAGUCCCUUCACCUUUGGACGGACAAGAUUGACGAUCCUGCGGGGGGCGGGUUCAGUCUUGGGUUCAGUCUCGGGUUCAGUCUCUUGACAUCGACAGACGUAGGUGGCACAGCGUGACCAUGACCUCACCAGAGAUCGCCUCUCUCUCCUGGGGCCACAUGAAGGUGAAGGGGUGCUCGUCCAGCUAUAAGGACUGUAAGGUGUGGCCUGGAGGCAGCCGGGCCUGGGACUGGAGGGAGACUGGGACUGAUCAUUACCCAGGAGUGCAGCCAGCUGAUCUGGAGGAGGUACUGAAGAAGGGAAUAGACACACUGGUCAUUGGCAGAGGCAUGAGUGAAGCUCUGCAGGUUCCCUCCUCCACUGUGGACUUUGUGAGGCAGAAGGGGGUCGAAGUCAAAGUCAUGCAGACUGAGAAGGCCGUUGCUGAAUACAACAACCUGGCUGGCCAGGGCGCCAAGGUGGGCGGGGUCUUCCACUCCACCUGCUGAUGAUGUCAGCGUUGAUGAUCUGAUCGUCACACCUUGAACCUGGGAAACUGCCUGUAGUGUGCCACUGCCCAGACUCUUUGCUGUACGAGGAGCUUGGAGCAGUGUGCUCAUCCUCACAUGUGCCAUCGACAAAACUCUACAGCAGUUCAUGGUUCACUGAUCAGCACAACUUCAGCCAGAGAGGGAAGCAACAAGUGAAAUCAGCUGCUGCUGUGUUUAGUUGAAAUGCAAACCUGCAGGCUCUCGGCUCUCUAUGGCACACGCAUCAGAAGUCCUGCUCACACUGCACUUAGUGCACUGCACGUAGUGGAAAAGCAUUUUAGAGGUCUGUCACACUGUUGGCUUUGACAGCAUUCACACAGGAGAAAGAAUCUGAUUUAAGAAUCAGAUUUCUUUGUGCUACAGUGUCUUUACUUAGCUGUCAAAACAGGGGAAAUCAGAUUCCAGCUGGUUUAUCUCAGAUCUGUCCAAAGGAAGUAUUUUAAAAAAGCAAAUUAAAAAGCCAGAGCUCAGGUCCUCUUUUCUUUACAUGAGGAGCUUCCAGCGUAAGAUUGAUGUUGGUGUUAAAUGUUGUGUGCCUACAUCAAAAGUUUGAUUCAGUUACAAUCAGUGCUGGAUGCCAGGUGCAGUAAUGAUUGCAAAAAUUAUUUUAUAAGGUAAAGUUUGCUAUUAAAUGCAUAGACAUGUCAGAGGCUUUUGCCAUGGUUGUGCCUUUCUUGAACAUUGCAACAUCUGCAGCCUUGAUUACAAUGACAACUGAUAAUUUUCAAGUGAACAGGCUGCUGAUUAUACAGUGAUGUUGGUAAAAGGAACUGCCUUAAUGCUACACUUUGUUCAUUGGCAAUUUUGCAUAGUUGUACAAAAUAAAAUUACAGGAUGCAGAA
Molecule: messenger RNA, 1418 nt
Organism: Myripristis murdjan (pinecone soldierfish)
Lineage: Eukaryota; Metazoa; Chordata; Actinopteri; Holocentriformes; Holocentridae
Gene: aamdc
Product: adipogenesis associated, Mth938 domain containing
Exons: 4
Coding region: 166-534 (122 amino acids)
Biological process (GO): positive regulation of fat cell differentiation
Cellular component (GO): cytoplasm
Source: RefSeq, a predicted model, not a curated record